AAAGCUAGGCGGCACACUAGCACUACUCUUGUCAAAUAUGCCAUCUAAUUUCUUUGCCAUUUUUAGGGAACUGCUAUGAGGAAUCUUGGUAUUAAUGAAGUCUUAAUUUAGAGCUUAACUCCUCCUUAUUUUCUCUCCGUACACUCCCUGCUUUUUUGAGAAUUGGCUUUGAAGAUGGUCUCCAUGGAUUUUUUAUUGAGAUCCAGAUGAUCUUUUUUUAGUUUUUACAUAUAAGGAUGGGGUUUAGAAAGGUAGUUCUCAUAGAAUCAAAGUUGUUUGAGAUAGUGCAUGCAGGAAGUAGAGCAUUACGUAUCAUUGAGAGGGGAAGGAAGGUGACUAAAGGGUUGGUAAUCAGUUUCACCACUGCGAGAUGGGUUGUGCAGUCUCUUGAAGGUUGCGGUCAAGCUGAUGCCAAGAAGGAUUACAUUAAAACUUUUAGUUAUGGCAGCAGUGCAUAUAUUGCUCAGAGAUCCUCUAAUGCUUUCGAUAGACAUUUGGCCAUUGUUGAAUAUAGAGGUGGUGGCAGGAGAAGCAUCAUCAGUGUCCCAGAAGAUGUUGGAGGUCUAGGAUGGAGAAGGCUGGGUUUGGAGAUUCGUGAGAUGAGUGAUGGUGGGGUGAAAACUGCAGGGGAGAAGUAUGGGAGGGAGGUUCCCAACCAUCUUCCUGUACAGAACAAUACCUCUGCCAAGACCUAUGCUGAGGCUGUAGUUGGAGUUGUUCCAACCAUGAGAGGAGCUGCCAGUAGUCCAGAUUUUGAAUUGAAGAGCAAUGAUGGAAUUUUGAAGGAGAAGGGCAGAGUGGAAAGCCAUGGCAGAGAUGUUUACACAAGAAGGGAUGAAGGCUCUCUGAUCAAGGGGAGAGUAGCUGAGAAGAUUUCCUUAAUUAGAAUAAAGGAGGAACUGAUAGCUGAGAGAGAGAGGCUCAUGAGGUUAAUUGACAGUAUUGAUGUAGAUCUGGGCAUGGAUCAGGGGCUUGAAAUAGCAAGUGGAGCCCCUGAGGCUUUGAGCACACAAGUGACUGGGUCUAAGACCUUGGGCCCGUAGAAGGUCACAGGGGGAGUUGGUGUAUCAGGCAAGAACUGGGCCGGUCAGCAUGCAGGCCCAUCUACGAAUGAGGUUGGCUCGAGAAGAAGGCUUGGAGACGGCAGGCCUGGAAAGGGAGGGCUCGAGAAGCAGACCUGGAGAUGGAGGGCCAAGCUUUCAGGCCCAUCAACGUAAGAGGCUGGGUCUUCGUCCGGCGCUUCUCUAUCGGCGACUGACACCCACCGGACAGGGCCACCCUAGACUUGGUCGACGGGGGCAGGCGAACAGGUGGUUGGUCUCCCGGACGAGGGGGGAGUUACGGUGGCGUCGUCGUUAGGCAUUAGGGAAACUGGGCUGGCUUUCAAGGCAGAAAAGGCUAGCGACUCUGGUCCAACAGUCAUGGAAGCACCACAAACUGUACCAACGGCUGAAAUGACGGCCCUCUCAAGAUCAAAAAUGGACCCUACAACGGUGAGGGGUGGUGAGGUUGACACGGAGACAACGGGAAGCCCUUUGGCUUUGAUUCCUUUUGAUUCGUUUGGGUUUGAGGGAGAGUUUGAUAAUGUGGGGACGGCAGGCACAGUCUCCUUGGCGUGUGAAGAUGUGUGUUGCUGGGAAGACCCACUCCCACUGGUAUCCCUGCAUCCGUUGAAGAACAGCAACCACCAGGCUUCAAACUGGGUCCUCAACAAGGCAAAGGAGAUGCAAUUCAGUAUGGGGAUUUUAUGCGAUGGUUUUGAGGACCAUCUCAUUGCCCUCUUUGCAGCUAUAGAAGCUAGAAAGAACAGUUUGGGAUCACCCAGGAAGCUCGCAUCAGCUAAGAAGGGAGCAAGAGAACUCCAUAGACUUGACUAAACAGUAAAUGAUGGAGCAAGUGGAAAGAGCUCUAACCGGGGAAGAGUGAGGGGAAGGGCAAAGGAUGUGGUUUUAUGAAACCAAAGAUUGUUUCUUGGAACGUAAGGGAGCUGAAUGAGAAAGAUAAACGCUUUAUAGUUAGAAAUCAGCUUUGUAAAUGGAAGGUGGACGUUGUAUCUUUACAAGAAACAAAACUUGUAAUUAUUUCUCUGCGUAUCAUUAGAAGUUUGUGGGGUUGUAGUCAAGUGGGAUGGCAUUAUUUACCGUCCAUUGGAGCAAUCGGGGGAAUACUAGUAAUGUGGGACAGGAGAGUGGUGGAGAAAAUGGAGGAUUUUCUGGGAGAUUAUGUGGCGGCAUGCGCAUUUAAGAAUGUCAUAGAUGGGUAUCGGUGGGCGUUCACCGGAGUUUAUCGGCCUAACCUUGAUCAGUCCAGAAGUUUACUUUGGGAUGAGUUGGCCGGUAUUGGCAGUGUAUGGGACCUUCCUCAGUGUAUCGGUGGUGACUUCAACGUCACUCGUUUUCCGAGUGAGAGAUCGGGUGGUUUGGGUUUCAACCCACCUAUGAUAGACUUCUCUAGCUUCAUCUUUGAACAAAAUUUACAGAAUCUUCCUCUUGCAGGUGGCUCUUUCACUUGGUCUAGCAACCGAGAUCUUCCAUCUUGGUCAAGGCUUGACAGAUUUCUAAUUUCACCGGAUUGGGAGGCUCAUUAUCCGGACCUCAUUCAGAAGAGAUUACCUAGGUUAUGUUUGGACCACUUUCCCAUCCUGUUGAACUGCGGAGGCAUUCGAAGAGGUCCAAGAUACUUCAAAUUUGAGAACAUGUGGUUGAAGUCUGAAGGUUUUUUGGACAGAAUACGUCAAUGUGGUCAUCAUACCAUUUUCAUGGCAAUUCUAGUUAUAUUUUGGCCUGUAAAUUAAAGUCUUUGAAAAAUGACUUGAAUGAGUGAAUUUCACAAGAGUUUGGUAAUGUGGAAAGCCAAAAAAUUGUUCUCUUGGAGGAGCUGAAGGGUUUGGAGAAUGUGGAAGAGGAGAGGGUACUAUUUGGAACUGAGCGGGCACGCAAAACUCAAUUGACUGUGGACAUUGAACGGGUCUCUCUUUUGGAAGAAAUAUCUUGGCAACAAAAAUCACUUGCUUUAUGGUUGAAGAAAGGGGAUAGAUGCAACAAGUUUUUCCACCAGGUGGCCAAUUCACAUAGGCGGAACAAUGCUAUAGAAACUUUGAUGAUAGACAAGGCGGCCUCAUCCAACCAAACCAAGAUCUCAGAUUACGUUGUCAAUUACUAUGAUAAGUUGUUUUCUGAACAGUUUUCAUGGAGGCUGAGACUUGAUGGGCUGGCUUUUGAUGUUCUUGAUCUGCAGGCUUUGGAACAACUUGAAAGGCCAUUUGAGGAGGUAGAGGUCAGAUUGGUAGUUAAAGGUAUGGCGGGCAACAAAGCCCCAAGUCCUGAUGGCUUUACCAUUGCCUUUUUUCAAACUUGUUGGGAUGUACUUAAAGAAGAUAUCAUGGGGGUGUUCCAUGAGUUUCAUGGAUGUGGGGGGUUCGAGAAAAGUCUCAGUGCAACCUUUUUAGCACUCAUCCCUAAAACGACCGGCACAGUAAAGGUAAAAGAUUUUCGUCUCAUUAGCCUGGUGAGUGGGUUAUACAAAAUUUUAUCUGAAGUAUUGGCGAACAGGUUGAGCAAGGUGAUGGAAAGUUUGAUUUCGAAGCCUCAAAAUGCCUUUGUUAAAGGUAGGUAAAUCCUUAACUCAGUACGUAUUGCUAAUGAAUGCCUGAAGAGCCGUAUUAAGUCAGGAGCGCCGAGACUACUAUGCAAGUUGGACAUGCAGAAAGCUUAUGAUCACGUCAAUUGGGGAUUCUUACUUUAUAUACUUGAGAGAUGUGGCUUUUUAAAUGCCGUACUUGGAUCCAUUACUGUAUCUCUACUACUUGUUUUUCUAUAUUGGUGAAUGGCACGUCAAAAUGCUUUUUCAAAAGCUCCCGAAGAUUGCGACAAGGGGAUCCCCUUUCUCCACUUCUCUUUGUUUUUGUGAUGGAAGCUUUUAAUAAGAUGAUUGCAGGGGCAGUGGCGGGUGGUUUCUUAUCAGGAUUCUCAGUUGGUGAGGCAGCCUCAGGUUCGCUCAACAUCUCGCAUCUAUUGUUUGCUGAUGAUACUCUAAUCUUUUGUGAUGCCAGACAUGAGCAAAUUCGAGCUUUGAGGGCUCUUUUAUCAUGCUUCGAGGCCGUGUCAGGGUUGAAGGUGACUUUGGUCAAAUCUGAGAUAGUGUCAAUGGGGCUUGUACCCAAUGUGGAGAGCUUGGCGUCCAUCUUGGAUUGCAAGAUAUCUCAGCUACCCAUGAAAUAUCUUGAUCUUUCGUUGGACGCGACUUUUAAAUCAAAAUCCAUGUGGGAUGAUGUGCUAGAAAAAAUGGAAAGGAAAUUAGCUGGUUGGAAGCGGAUGAACUUAUCCAAAAGGGGUUGGGUGACUUUCAUCAAGAGCACUCUUUCUAACUUACCAACGUACUUCCUCUCAUUAUUCCCGCCAAGGUGGCUCAUCGCAUGGAGAAACUUCAACGUGAUUUCCUUUGGGGAGGGAUAAAGGAUGAGUUUAAAUUUCACUUGGUGAAAUGGGCCACAAUUUGUUCUCCCAUCAAAGAAGGAGGCUUGGGUAUUCGGAAUUUUAAAUCUUUGAAUAACGUUUUGCUAGGCAAAUGGUUAUGGAGAUAUCACAAUGAACAGGAGGCCUUGUGGUGAACCGUCAUUGCUUUGAAGCACGGUGAAUCAUGGGGAGGUUGGUGUUCCAAUAAGGUAAGUAGGCCUCAUGGAAUUGGGCUUUGGAAACAUAUUAGAAGAGGUUGGGACACAUAUGCAACACAUACUGGUUUCCAAGUUGGAAAUGGAGUGAAGUUAAAAUUUUGGCAUAAUUUAUGGUGCGGUGAUCGGGCACUCAAGGAAGUUUUUCCUCGAGUUUAUGGCUUAGCAAGAAGAAAAGAGGCAUCAAUAGCUGAUUUAGUUUUCAUCUCCAAUGGCCUUCCACAAUGGAACAUUUCUUUUCUUAGAGAUGCACAAGACCGAGAAAUGGAUGAAUUUUCGGUGUUCUUUGACCAGGUGUACUCCACUCGUGUGUCGGGGGGGGUAGGUGAAGACACGAUUUAUUGGCGCCCUUCCAAGAAGGGAGUUUUCACAGCCCGUUCUUUCUACCAUUCUUUGACCAUGCACACCUCAGCCCAUUCUUUCCCAUGGAAGAGCAUCUGGAGGACAAAGACACCUCUAAAGGCAGCCUUUUUUGUUUGGACAGCCUCUUUGAGGAAGAUUCUUACUAUAGACAACCUGAAGAAAUGUGAAAUCAUAGUUAUGGACUAGUGUUAUAUUGUGCAAGAAGUGGGGCGAGUCCACUGACCAUCUCUUACUACAUUGUGAGAUUGUCAGGAUCUCGUGGCAUGAAGUUUUUGCUCGAUUGGGUUUAGUUUGGGUGAUGUCGGAAAGGGUAUGUGACUUUCUAGCCUCAUGGAGAGGUAUUCAGGGCAACCCUCAAAUUGCAUCCAUAUGGAAAAUGAUACAUAUAUGUCUAGGGUGGUGCAUUUGG
This is a messenger RNA of Juglans regia (Persian walnut), 5441 nucleotides long. RefSeq lists its product as uncharacterized. The transcript is spliced from 2 exons. The record is from RefSeq and is a predicted model, not a curated record. NCBI's taxonomy places the organism in Eukaryota, Viridiplantae, Streptophyta, Magnoliopsida, Fagales, Juglandaceae. Bases 237 to 1043 code for a protein of 268 amino acids.